CCCGGAUGUGUAUCGCGCCGGAAGAGAAGAAGGUCCUUUUCCCAGCCAUCUUGUGGCUUCAUCUAGCGAAGUGUUCGCACCAAGCCUCGUAGAAUCGGAGGAAAAUCCUGCUGAAGGGGCGCCAUCAUGCCCGGACAUAUGCAAAGCAAUUUUGGCUGUGCCGUUGCCAAUCGGUUCGACCAGUUAUUUGACGACGAGUCGGAUCCCUUUGAGCUGCUGAAGCAAGCAGAAGUGAAGAAGAAGGAGGCUCCUGUUCCUGGUGCCGCCAAGACUGCAGCCCAGGCUGCCAAGCAGCCGAAAAAAGAGUCUCAAAAAGACAGAAAGACUCCGCUCUCAGAUAAGAAGGAGGAAACCCAGGCACCCGUCCCACUUAAGAAAGAUGGUGCCGGCAUGAGGAGAGUGGGCCGCAAGCCAGACGGCGAGGGCUCCAGACCCCAGGGCGGCCAGGGUGAGGGGCGCCCCCCCACAGACAGGCGGCCAGUGGACAGGCGGCCCCCACGUCGCUUCGAGCGGCCUGCUGGUGAAGGUGGAGAGAAGCCCGAGGGUGGCGAAUUCUCAGUGGAGAAACCCAUCGGUGACAGGGGGUACAGAGGACGUGGCGGCGGCGGUGGAAGAGGAGCCCGCGGAGGCAGAGGGCGCGGCAUGGGUCGCAGUGACGGCUUUGAUGCCCGAGGAAAGCGCGAAUUUGAUAGACACAGCGGCAGCGACAAAAGUAGUCUGAAAGGUGAGGAGAAGCGCGGUGGAAGCGGAUCUCACAACUGGGGCACCGUCAAGGAUGAACUCAAUGAGCUUGACCAAUCUAAUGUCACUGAAGAGAACCCUGAAGGAGAGGAGCACCCACCUGCUGACUCUGAGAACAAAAGGGAGAAUGAGGCCGAGGAAGUUAAGGACGAAAGCGCCAAAGAGAUGACUCUGGAUGAGUGGAAGGCUGUGCAGGACAAGGAGCGGGCCAAGGCGGAGUUCAACAUCCGUAAGCCCAAUGAUGGAAAAGACUGGGGCAGUGGAUUUGUGCUGCACAAAUCCAAGGCAGAGCCAGAGAAGAAAGGCGAAGUGAUUGAACCUGAGGUUGAAGAACCAAAGGUGGAGGAGGAGCCCCACUUCCGAAAGCCAGCCAAUGACAUCACGUCUCAGCUGGAGAUCAACUUUGGAGACCUGGGCCGUCCAGGCCGUGGGCGCGGUGGACCACGUGGUGGUCGUGGCGGUCGUGGCCGCGGGGCUCCCCCAGGCGGUGAAACUGCCAGACCGGUCCGUGCACCAAGGCCUGAAAAGUCAUCUGCGUCGGUGCCCAACGUGGACGACCCAGAGGCCUUCCCAGCCCUGGCUUAAGCCCGGCAGAGGUCCCUCAGGCCUACAGGAGCCUCUAAGCACCUCCACUACGAGGCUUGCAUGUUCCUGGAUCCUUCAGCAAAGUGAAAUGAUGGAGAAGACUGUCAUUAACAAUGGCACUCAACGUGAGGACUGAGUUUUACCCAAUAAAAACAAAACAAAGAUGGAAAAAAAAAAAAACAAAUUAACAAAAAACAAAAAAAUGAAAAGAAAAGGACUUCUUGCUACUCCGGAGCAACUUAUUGGUAGAGGUUUUGUACUCGGAAACAAAGUAGCAGGGAUGUUUUCAUACAGUAUUUUUUCAGAGUUUAUGCAUUGUCCAUUGAUAAAUUUUUGUAAUUGCUGCUUUAAAUGCAUUUGAAAAUGUAAGCAAAAGAAGGGUGUCUUUAGCCGGUGUUAGCUGUUGCUUUCUUGCUUUGAAAUAGGCACGGUGGAGCUCCUACCCAAGCUCAUAAGCUCUGCUGCACCAGGUGUUUCUGAAGAUGUUACAGCUUCACUCAUUGAGAUUUACAGCUUUUUUUUUUUCUUUUUUUUUUUGUUAAGCACUGGGGUAUUGUUUUAUAUUUUAUACAGGAGGUCUAUUCUUCUAUGAUCUUCAGCCUGUAAAUCUUAACUAUUUUCAUAAAUUCUUUCAGAGACUGUAUUUCACAUGGUGCAAACGGGACACUUGGAUCUUUGAUCAAGUGAUGCAGCCUACAUUUAAAUGCAUCGAUGGAAUGGAACCUAAAUCCGUGUUAAGGUUCUUUUGUACUGAAGUGUUCUAAAGGAAGAACAUUAGGUCACUUUGGAGGAACACAGUGGUUAUUACUCUUAAAUUUGCAUUGUUCUGGAGACAAUUAUGAAGUGGAUUAAUUUGAAGCUGGCAGUUAAUUCAUUUGUUCUGAUUUACCUGUAUUUGGGGUGCUAUAAUACAUCUAAUGUCUCUUCCUCCCUGCCCAUUUCAUCUGGAAUCACUAGCUUUGGGAAAGCCAAUGAAUACCUUUGUUUUGUACUUUGAGGAGUGAUGCAGAGAGGAGGUGUCUUCACAGCAGAGAUGUGACUGCAAUCCUCUGGACGCUCUCAGACCUUCUCUGGCUGCUUACACUCCAGUUGAGCCUCCAUCACAGAUGUAAACUCAGCCCAGCUUCGGUUUGUUUCUGCAGUCUGUUCUGUGCUCAUAUUUUCCUCCACUGUUGACUUGCCAUGUAGCUUCUACAGUGGCACCACUGCAUAAUUGCUCUGAAAGAAAUACAGCUGUUCAUUGUGUGGAACAACUGAAGUGCUCUACAAAUGUGUGAAUUCCAGCCCUGCUAUUGGAGACCUCUGUCGGUAAAUAAAGGUGGUCGAAGAAU
Molecule: messenger RNA, 2657 nt
Organism: Notolabrus celidotus (New Zealand spotty)
Lineage: Eukaryota; Metazoa; Chordata; Actinopteri; Labriformes; Labridae
Gene: serbp1a
Product: SERPINE1 mRNA binding protein 1a
Exons: 9
Coding region: 127-1326 (399 amino acids)
Cellular component (GO): cytoplasm; nucleus
Molecular function (GO): mRNA 3'-UTR binding
Source: RefSeq, a predicted model, not a curated record